Polychytrium aggregatum is the source of this 1775-nucleotide messenger RNA. RefSeq lists its product as uncharacterized. The transcript has 4 exons. Gene Ontology annotation, molecular function: poly(A) binding; metal ion binding. Gene Ontology annotation, cellular component: nucleus; cytoplasm. NCBI's taxonomy places the organism in Eukaryota, Fungi, Chytridiomycota, Chytridiomycetes, Polychytriales. Bases 34 to 1500 code for a protein of 488 amino acids. The record is from RefSeq and is a predicted model, not a curated record. Gene Ontology annotation, biological process: regulation of mRNA stability.
UGCUCUCCAGCCCGCUCUCGGCCAGCAACAACCAUGUCGAUCUGGGACACCCUGCCAGCCAUUGUUAUCGGAAGCGAGAGCGCCGCCCAGCUCCAGGGUGCGCUCACGGAGAAGCUUCGGGAGCUCGAUGUGUCGUCGCCCGACAUUGUGGCCGAGUUUGUGGUGAUGAUGUGCGCCAACAAGAAGAACCGGGACGAAGUCGAGAACGAAGUCCGAGACAUCCUGACCGAUGGCGAGCUCACGGCUGUCGUCACCGAGUACACCUUCCAGUACCUCGCCGGUAUGGCGCAGACGGGCCACCCACACGCUGGUAUCGACGAGUCGGACGAAGACGACGAGGAGAUUGUCAUGGAAGAAAUCACGCAGCCUCCGCCGGCAGCUCUUGCCGGCUCAACCCAUCGAUCCGGAUCGGGGCCAAAUCGUCUCCUCAGCUCGGCCAUUCGUGGUGUCUCGGAUUCUCUGUCGGAUGCCCAGUCCAGAAAGCGCCGCCAGCCAGACGGCAAUGCGGGGCUCGCCCAACCGCACGCACAGUCGCAGCACGAGCCAACGGAGGCCUCGACCGCCGAGCAAAAGUCAAAGAUCAGAAAAAUCGUCUGGAGUAGCGCAGCCGAAUCCAGCCCGUCGGAGCCCCAGGCGGCGCCGCAGCGGGAGGUCUUUAUUUCCAAAAAGUUUGGCAACGCAACCGGGUCCGAGACCGACAAAACAUCCUUCAAGGUGACGGUCAAUGUCGCAAAGCAGCAAGCCAACGAUCUACGAGAGCUACUGAAGUCGGGCAAGCGCACCGCAGCUCCGUCCGGCGAGCUGGAAGGGCCGGCCAAGACACAGAUCCGGUGCAGCUUUUGGCCCGCUUGCACCCGCGCCGACUGCAAGUUUGUGCAUCCAACCAAGGUCUGCCCCGAGCUCUCGACCUGCACCAAGGGCAACGAGUGCCUGUAUAUCCACCCGAUGAUGCCGUCGCCAGCAGCCGGCCGAGUCGAGUGCAAGUUUGGGCUGGGAUGCACCCGGCCCGACUGCCCGUUCUACCAUCCGAACGGAGCCGCAGCCGCACUCGGCGCACACCCAUCUCUGCGAGGCCGAGGCGGAGCUCGGUUUGGUGUGGGUCGUGGUGGGUUCGCUGGGUCUAUGACAAAGACCACGGUCAAGUGCAUCUACUACCCAAACUGCCUCAACCCCAGCUGUCCAUUUGUCCACGGCGACGGCGGCGACGGCGGCGACAGCAACAAGACUGGCCCAACCGCCGACGCCCCCGCCGGUGAUGCGAUCGAAGCUACUGCCGCCGCCGCCGCUGGUGGUGCCGGAGCCGGCGGAUUCUCGCGAGCGCCGAUUCAACUCCCAUGCAAGUACGAACCCUUCUGCACUCGGCCAGGCUGUCCGUUCAUACAUUCGUCCGCCGAAGCAGGAAGCGGGAUGAAGAAGCACGCGCGGACAUUUGCCCUGCCAGACGAUCAGACCGAGAAGGUUGCAGUCGGCAGCGGUAGCGAGACCAACACUAUUUCGUAACAAAAGCGACGUUCUCGUCGAGCUGCAUUGCGUCACCACCCCUUCCUGUCCCUUGCCCUCUGUACCAUCAUCUCCAUGUGUCUGUUGAAGAGCGAAUGCUGGCUGGCUGGCUGACUGUUGCAGCAGCGCCAAGGAUGCUCGCCCCAUGCACGAUGGACAUGCGCUGGGCCCAAGCCGUAGCAGCAGCAACAACAGCAAUCCAGUACACCCAGCAAAGUCGGACUGGCCUGACGGGGGAGCCGGUGCAAUACAGCCCGAAACCCGCCUCGAUGCAC